Molecule: messenger RNA, 854 nt
Organism: Arvicola amphibius (Eurasian water vole)
Lineage: Eukaryota; Metazoa; Chordata; Mammalia; Rodentia; Cricetidae
Gene: Dnaaf19
Product: coiled-coil domain containing 103
Exons: 4
Coding region: 141-854 (237 amino acids)
Biological process (GO): inner dynein arm assembly; determination of left/right symmetry; epithelial cilium movement involved in extracellular fluid movement
Cellular component (GO): outer dynein arm
Source: RefSeq, a predicted model, not a curated record
GAAGGACCCCGAGCGCGUAGCCGGCCGCUUCGCCUGAGCGGACAGCCCUUUGCCUGAAAAACGGCUUCGAGGAAUGUUGGCCUCGGAGACAGAAACGGGAAAGACCAACUUGUUGGUCCUCGAAACAAAGCGCCUGAGCCAUGGAAAAGAAUGAUGUGAUCAACUUCAAGGCUUUGGAGAGAGAGCUGCAGGCUGCACUUGCUGCCGACGAGAAGUACCAAAGGGAGAACGCUGCCAAGUUACGGGCGGUUGAACAAAGAGUGCCGUCUUAUGAGGAGUUCAGAGGUAUUGUCCUUGCAUCACACCUGAAACCUCUGGACCGGAAGGACAAGACAAGGGGAAAAGGAAUUGUGCCCUGGAACUGUCACACUACUAGGGAGAGGACUUUUGAGGACGUGGCCACUGAAAUACCCCAGGAGACAUCACCCUUCCAGCCUGCAACCUCUGCAGAGUUUUACCGCGAUUGGCGUAGGCACCUUAGAGGUGGGCCAGUGCGCUACCAAGCCCUGCUUCAGCUUGGGGGUCCCACGCUGGGCCACCUCUUCCAGAUGGAUGUGGGCUUUGGACUUCUCGGGGAGCUGCUGGUGGCACUGGCUGAGCAUGUGAGGCUAAGUGACCGGGGGGCAGUGCUAGAGAUUCUGCACAGCUUGGCUAACACGGGGCGGUUCACCUUGAACCUGAGCCUGCUGAGCCAGGCAGAACGCGAGAGCUGCCAGCACUUGUUUCAGAAGUUACAGGCCAUGGGCACCACCAGACACAUGCAGGAGGGGCUCAGCUUGGAGGAGCCAUCUGCUGGGCUACAGGGAGAGGAGGGGCUCCUACAGGAGCUGCGAGGGCUGUAUGGGGUCCACUGA